Molecule: messenger RNA, 1514 nt
Organism: Moneuplotes crassus
Lineage: Eukaryota; Ciliophora; Spirotrichea; Euplotida; Euplotidae
Source: the annotation of a GenBank genome assembly
AUUUUUAGUAAGAUGUGAGUUACCUGCAAGACAAAGUUUUGACAAGAGAUUAGUACAGAGUAUUGUCAGAAUCAUGAAAUGCCUGUGUGAGGAAAGUGUAAGGCAGAUCAGCAUUAUCAGUGCAAAGUUGAACAGAUAAGGAGUUCUCAGCAAUUGGAGUACCAAGUCCAGAGUUUGGAGAGAUUGAUUGGAGUUACUCAGGGACACUUUGAGCAGUUCUAUAUUGAAGGGAGAUGGCCUAACUUUAAAGAAGCCAUUACAGAAGUUGAAACCAGGUUUUUUGAGCUUGAACAGAAAGUCAAGAAAGCAAUUGAUGGGAAGAACUUUUUAGACUUUGAAGAUUGUGAAACUGAGCUAGCCAACUUAAGAGCUGAUAUUAAUCAAAAUUCAGUGAUAAUUGAAGUGAUGAGUGAUUCUUAUCAACAGCUAAUCGUAAAGCAGAAAUUAAAAGAUUGCUCAAAUUUUAGUCUGUCUGAGAGAAAUUUUAUUGGAGAAGCUACAAAAGAUAAGAAUAUCACUCAAGGCUUGACUAAUAAGAAGCAUCAAGAAUCAAAUCAAAUGCCAGCCUUUUCAUCAAACUCAAAAUGAAAUAUCUUCACUAAUAAAACCCCUUUUGAAUGUGAUAAAUCUAAACACACAAACUCAGAGAGAAGAAAUGAGAACUCUCAGAAUCCCUUCCUCAAUCACAACCCUUUCUCAAUAACUCCACUCAACACAAACCAACCUCAUAACCCCUCUCUCGUCUCCAAAUCUCCCUCACCUAAUAGUGAACAGAAGGAUGAGGAGGAUAAGAGGGAUGUAGAGAAGAAGGUGGGGAGGAGGAAGGGAGAGGGAGGAGAUGGGAGUAAGGAGAAGGAAGAGUGGAAUGGAGAGGGAAGGGAUUUAGAGAAGACUUCAGAUAGUGGAGGGGUUAGUGAAAAAGUGGGAGAUGGAGGUUCUACUGAAAAGAGGAGAGAAGAUGAGGUUCAGGAGAGUGAUGGGGAGACAGAAGAGAAGCCUAAUUGUACUUUGAGUAUGAAUAUAACUAAGAGUGAUAAGGUUGAAUUUAUGAAAGAGCAUAUUGAAAGAAAGUAUAAAUUUUUGGAGAUAAGUGAUUUCUAUUUGGGUAUUGACAGCAGUCAAAAAGAGCUUUUUGAGGAUUUUAUCAGGAAUUGUAUGAAUAAAGGAUCAUAUGACUUACUCUCACUAAAUAAAAACAAAAGUCUCUCAAUUUUGAAUUUCUCAGAUUUUCAGUCAUGCUUUGAAGAAUUAAUGAAAAAUCCCCCAAGAACUCUAGAUCUGAACAAUUUCAUUCUUACAGAAAAAGAUUUCAAAUACUUAGCAAAUGCCAUCAAGACUAAAAGCAUUAAAAUCAAACUAUCAUGCUGCAAAUACUCCUCCCCCUUCACCUCCAACCCAGUAAUAAUCCCCUCUUCCUUCAAAGAAAAGUACCACAUAAGCUACAUUUACAACACUUUCUUCUAAUCUACCAAAACAAUCAAAUCUACACUCAUAACUCAAUUUCAAUCAUCUAU